UAGGGGGUGUGUUUACUCUUGUUGUAGUAACGGGCUGUUACUAUUAAUGGCUGUGGCUUUGUGGGUAGUGUGUUCGUUCCAGGCAGGUUCUCUUUGUCGAUGUUGCUGCUAUCAGUCUCUCGUUGAGCAGCCUCUGUGUAGAUGCAAUCGAGCCACAAAUAGGGUAUCGUAAAGGACGGUCAUGCCAUGACAGAGAUACGGAACAGAACGACCGAGAUAAAUCUGCUCGCGCGCAUAACUUGUUCCUCAUCAUGGAAGUGCUAUAAAUUGGGCGAAACCCGCCACUGCAAACGACUCCUGGUUUCCGUUCCCAUUCAGCCACUUUGUGACAUGCUUUGAAAUAAUGCAAAAAGACUCCUUGCUUAUAAUUAUCGCAAAUAUCUGCCCACGCGGUCCAUCAACUAGCCCACUCGAAUAUGACUCAGCCGAGCCCGCAUAAUAUAUUCGCCCCUAGCCUUGCCAGGCUCAUGGUGAGAAAAAGUUUAGUCGGCGUAUCCUACUAUUGUAUUGAAAAGAAAGCACUCUGGAGAGCAUAAUGCCUAUCGAAUCGCUCCCUGGAAGUAUCCUACGACAAGUCCUCGCAUAUCUUCCUCAGCAUGAGCUGGAGGAGCUAGCGCUGGUUUGCCGUGCCUGGGUAGCAGUAUGCCGAGAGCUCUUCUGGAGCAGGUUGACCCUAGAAUGCGCCGAGUACAUUUCUGAAAACAACUUGCCACUCCUGCUCCAAACUGAUAGCUCGAUCCCUAGGCGCCUGGGUAAGCUGUUGAUCGUUGAUUACGAAGUGGACGAUGAAGACGCAGCGGAAUGGCGCAAGACGCUUUUGACCAUUAUGAAUCACUUCGAUUGCAUUGAUAUGGUAACGAUUGGCAGUCUCGAUCUCACUACUUGGACGCUGGAGGAACGACAGGCUUUGCUGAAGCCAAAGUUAAGCAUCUCAUCCCUCAUCAUUCAGCACUUGAAAGCCGAUAGCCUCAACGAGAUCCUGCCCUUCAUUCUCGAAGCUUCGUCGGUCAAGUUUCUAGGACUAGGCAAUCUAGAGGUGCCAACUCAGGACAUUGGAGAGAUUCUGCUGCCCUCGCUACCAAAACACUGCCUCAACAGACUGCGCCACCUUGCUCUCUUCGGUACCAACGCAACGCUGUGGGAGACUUUGCUGCCAUAUAUCGUAGAGCAUACGAAUCUUGAGAACCUGAUGACGCUAGUUUUGAACGGCUCCAACAACAGAAUUGUGCCUGAUGUCUUGCAAAAGUCCAGAUCCACGCUAUGUUCAUUAGCCAUCUUGCCCGAAGACAAUGUCCACUAUGAACUUGGUGAGAUGUCCCUACAGAACCUCAGCUUCGACUUUUCAACGUAUCCAAGGAAAGAACACAUAUUAAAGAGCAUGGUGCAGACUGUCUGCAGGACGUCAACGAUAGGCCACCUGUUCAUCAGCUGUGGAACAGGUAUGAUUAAAAAAGAGAUGCAUCCUAGUGACGGAGAACCGAUAUGGACGGAACUUGAUGAAUAUCUUUCAGCCAAAGCUGGACUCAAAUCCAUCACUUGCAUCAUGGAGCUUGAUUCUUGCAUGAGCUCGCUCAUGUAUAUGCCCGGAGCGCUAGGCGGUAUCUUGAACGAGUGGAAAAGGGACCUUUUACAGGCUAUGCAAUCAUUUUUGCCGCUCUGCUCCGACAAAGGGCUACUGCAGGUGAAGCAAGUGCCACCGGGCUGGACCAGUUCACCAUUUGCAGAUGCACAUAUUCCGUAAUAGCCUAUAGGAACGGUUCAUAUAUGUGGCUGUAUACUAUAUGUACCGUAAAUUCUAUGAAAUUAUAUACAGAAUUUGCUCCAAUUGUCUAAGGUGUUGCUCCACUUCCAUCUUGAGCUCACUCAUGGUAUCAAAUUGCUCUCGCGAUGUCUCCCCCUCCGACCACGCUCGACAACUGGACACGGUGGCGUCUAGCGUCUGAUUCUGACGUUUGAUAUGGUACGAGGUGAGCUGUACAAUCGAGACCAGCUGCAUGUGGGCUCGUGAGGCGGCGUCCAUGUGCUCAGCUGGUUCAUGCAAGCUUUCCUGGUGCUUUCGUAUCGACGAGCGAAGAAUAUCUGCGCUGUGCUGCAGUGAGACGAGAAUAGCUAUAUACAUAUUCAAGAGUAGUGUUGCGCAGACGAGCACAAGAUGCCGGACGAUGGAAUAGCGUUGGUCGUCAUCAGUCGAGGACAAGCCCCCCGGUUUGCUCUGGAGGAUGCUUCCACUGCGAGACUGAGGGCGUUUGGACAAGUCCAUAGUCGAUGCUGCAUGGAUGGCUUUAUCAAUGCCAGCCCGCACCUGCCGUAGGAUUUCCAGCAGAUAAUUGGACGCUGAGAAUAAGUGCUGCAGUAACUCUGAUGAGUUUAUCGAGCCCAAGUUUAGGCUCGGUGUGGGCUCGGUGCUGCUAGACCCGUGCACCAGCCAUGAGUUGACAGACUUGAAUACAAGCUUGAUGCCUUGCUGUAUCUGUAACAUGGAGUCUUGAUUCUUGGCGGAGCGCGGCGGAUGUAAGGCCUCGGCCAAAAAUGUACGCGAAAAGCACAAGAGUUGAGACAAGUGCAUACUUAGACGCGACAAGUUGGCUAUGUUGUGGUCGAGAUUGUCUUUUUUCACACGACCACUGCUUUUGCUGCUGAUGCUUGUCUCGCUGCUACUAUCGCACAGGUCUGGUUCCAAGUCGAGACUCCGCUGGCGAGAGUUUACAUGCGUGGCGCUGCUGCUGCUUCUUCCGGUGGACGCGUUGUCUACGAUGCCGGACAGAGAAUCUGAGAGCUUGAGGCUAGAUAGAGGAUGCGAUGGCUCCAGACUCUGAUGCAAAUGGAAGUCUGAGGGCGGCAUGACAGGCGGCAUGAUGGGUGGCAGACCAUCCCCAAAGUGAUACUCUGGCCACCAGGUGCGGUAUAAGUCGGCCAUGCUGCCCAUAGGGUACGGUGGAAUAGCAAACGCAUCGCUUUGCAUGUCCAUGUCCACAUCAACGUCAAUCUCGCCGUCUGCAUCACCAGGAGAGCCUGACGUACCAUCGCCGGGUUGCCAGUCGAGAGGAUCUGGCAGCUUGGCCGUGGAUGUGUUAGGCGAAGAAGCAGUGGCGGGUGCGUCGCUUGCGCGGUAGAGCGCGGGGCGGCCUUUGGGUAAACAUGAGCUGUAGAUACAUUUAGAGCCCUUGCGAAGGCAGCGGUCGCAGUUCCCUGUCUUUCGGCUUCCUGAACGAGUACAGCGGACCUUUUGGCUGUGGCAGCGAUCGCAAGACUGGCGCUUGGGUCGCUGCGUGGUUGAGUCGCUGGCGUCGGUUGAUGUACCAGCCAUGGCGUAUUGGUGAUGGUGGCGGUGGGUGGCGGUAGUAGUGGUGGUUCUUUGGGAGUUAGAGGAUGAUGUUUAGGGAUGGAUUUGUAUAUGAGAGGCAGUAAAUCUGGGUAUGCAUGUGUAUGUGUAUGCUGGCAACGAUCGAUGAAAGAUGUAUCCUGCAAUACCACACGCACCACAACUUGGACCAGAGUUUGCGCGGGAACAAUCAAGAUCGCAUUGACAAUACCACCCUCAGAGAAUCAGUGGCUGGCUUAUACGCGCGUUGAAGCGGUGAUUUGGUUGUGCAAAAGCCAGUUGGUUGAACAGCAACAAGUCGUGAAGUUGAUCGUGGGAAAAAAGGCACCGUAGACCAAGGUAAACCGCUUUGUAUUUCAACUCUGCACGCCUUAAUGCUGCGUAUUUCAACUAUGCAUGCCUGGAUGCUGGGUAUUCAGCAGGCCACCCCAUGGCGCUAAGAAACGACUCCUC
Molecule: messenger RNA, 3775 nt
Organism: [Torrubiella] hemipterigena
Lineage: Eukaryota; Fungi; Ascomycota; Sordariomycetes; Hypocreales; Clavicipitaceae
Source: the annotation of a GenBank genome assembly